AUGAUUACAUUGCAGCUAGCCAUAGUUUUUGGGACUGCCACGUUGAGCUAUGGAAGUGAAUGUGUUGGAAAGACUCCACCUGCGGAAAUGGAUUUGAGCAGUAUCAGCUUCCUCCAAAGCUAUAAGGUGUCUGGAGUGAUUUCCGAUUGGUUUAAUAAAAAUGCUGUUGCCUUCGAUGAAUUUGCAAAUUCUGACCUGAUUUCGACGUUGCUUUCCUAUCGAAGUGGCACUUCUUUACAAUGGGUAACCAUAAAAGCUGACAAGAACGUAUUUUUAUACAACAGAACAAUUGGAUACUGUGAUAAGGCGAAUUCAUCAUGCUUGGAGUCAUUUCCUGAACUUUUGCGUGUUUCAAAAAAUCUGUCAUCUAUGGCAACGUUGCUGGAGGGUCUAGUGGAUUUCUCGAAGACCAACAAAGGAUUUAAGCGUGGACACAAGAUUGUGGCCGGUAUGAAAGGAGUGCACUGGGUCUCAUGCGUAAAGGAUACGGACGGUUCAGACAAUCUUCAAGUAGAGGUGGUGUUCACUGAUGAGAAUCCACUGAAACCACCUUCUUCCGCUUUCAACAACCCAUUAGUUGUUUUCCUGCAAGUUGGAGUGUAUGGAAACUUUUCAGGUGAAAUUUCAGAGCAGUUUUCUAUUCUUUUUAUCUGA
Angiostrongylus costaricensis is the source of this 654-nucleotide messenger RNA. Lineage: Eukaryota; Metazoa; Nematoda; Chromadorea; Rhabditida; Metastrongylidae. The record is from the annotation of a GenBank genome assembly.